Solenopsis invicta (red fire ant) is the source of this 10937-nucleotide messenger RNA. RefSeq lists its product as uncharacterized. NCBI's taxonomy places the organism in Eukaryota, Metazoa, Arthropoda, Insecta, Hymenoptera, Formicidae. The record is from RefSeq and is a predicted model, not a curated record. Bases 9696 to 10445 code for a protein of 249 amino acids. The transcript is spliced from 4 exons.
GCGACAUAAUGUUAUAGCUUGCCCUGCGCUCGAGCGUUCGCCGCGAUGGCUUGUAAACUUUAUAAAGCUAUUUUGUUAAGAAGUUUAAUCUCCUAAAAAUUCUUUAUUUACAUAACAGUGUUCCCUCUUCCAGUAGAAUCUUUGAAUUAAAAAAAUGUUUUGAAAGGGUAACGUGAUAAUUAACAUUCUUAUAAUCGCCAUUUCAAAGUAGAUGCUUACUAACAAUAAGUAGUUUUCCCCUCAAAUUACGUCUCUCAAUAAGCAAAGUGACGCUUAUCAAAAUAGUAUGAUACAAACAGGUCAGCGCUGGCAGAUAUUCCAGUGACAAGCGACAGCUUCAUUAUCGUGGACAGUGCCGUUAUAAAUCGCCACACAGUAGCCUACGAAGCAAUUCGCUUUGUGGACCGUUCCUCCCGUUAGAGCUCAUUAGUAAUCGUUGAAUCCACAUAGUUCCACCCUUAUUACAUUGCAAAUGCACUACGCAGAACGGCACGUGAACCGCAUGCGACACGUGUCGCAAUGCCGUGAUGGUGCGGUUUCGCUUGAUUUCCUCCACUUCUAUCGUAUGCUUUUUUUUCCCUCCUCCCUCCCUUCCCUCGUUACUCCCCUAAUUACCGCGAUUUAAGUGUCCUCACGUCACGCGACGCAUCGCUCACAGUGCGUUUGCGCGAAUGCACCUGGCUGCAUUCACGCGAAAGGGACGCGCGCGUAUAUACGCGCUUAACGAGUGAAUUUCGUUUAAUCUCUUGUGCAAAAAUUAAAACAUCCGGCGUGCGAUAAGCGUUAAACAGAUAUCGAAGCCGCGGAUCAUCGCGAUCGAUCGCACGAAGUCGAAUAAUGGGAGAGCUUUGACGAAUAAAUGGAGCGAUUUCCGGAUUUUGCCAGAGCGAAUUGUGUCGCUUGCAUAUUCGCGCGCAGCGUACAUUACAACGUUUCUUGAUCGCGAUAAUAUGACGCCGACCGCUAUCGCAUCGGCGAGUGCAUUAUUCAAAAGUACCUGCGCACAAAGCUACGAUGCAUCCCGGCCUAGGGCGUCCCGGGUACAGCGCGCCGCUCGCUCUUUAUAAUGCGGCGUGUUAUUAUUUAUUGUAUUACAUUACGGUACGUUGUAUCCCCCUGUGCGUUAUUAAUACCCGGAUCGGUGAGCUGACCCGCCGCCAUAUUAGAGGAGAGAAGAGAUGAGAGAAAGACGGGGUCAUAGGUGAAUUGAAAACUGAUACGCAUUUUGCGAACUCGUAUUCAAUGAAUUUUGCAUAACAAUCUCUACGAGGUAAAAGAGAGUCGCGAAGGCGUUCUAUUAUAUUCGGACGUUACUGCCAGACUAGAUCGUAUUGUUUAACUCUGAAAUGCGAACAUUAAACGUUUUCUCAAAACUGCAUCGAUAAUUUGGCGAGACGGCGAUAGAAUUUAAUGCACAGAGAAAAAAAAUGCAGUUGCAACAACAGCAUCGGUCUAAUUGGAAAUAUUUUUUUAAUUCAAUAACAGUAAUAAUGAAAGGAAAAGAUUAAAAGUUAAGGCAAUAAUAAAUAUAGUUGAAUGAAUAAAAUAUUUCGUUGAAUCAACUACAUGUAGUGAUUCAACGCAACCCGUUUAAUUGAAUGAAAUAACGUUUUAAUCAGAGCUGAGCAAAAUACAUCAUUAAAGUAUUUGAAAUACAAAAUACAACAUACUUUUAAUCCUUUAAUUUGAAAUGCAAAAUUUUUGUGAUUUAAAUACAAAUACAAUUCAAAUCCAAUUUUAUGUUUCAAAUACUAAGAUUGCCAAUAUUUUGUAUUUCAAAUAUUUAUAAAGUAAUUUGCUCAGUCCUAAUUUUAAUUCUUAUUACAGUAUUUUUUUCAGUGUAAACGAAAACAAUUAUUAGAUCAAUUUUACAGAAGUUUUGAUGGAUUUUUAACAAAUGUCGUAACCAAGUAUUUUUUUAUUGCACUAUUUGCAGAUAUGUUAAUAUUAUUUAUCAUUGCCAUUAAAAAGACAACACUAUCAACUGUUGUUAAAAAAAAAAAAAAUUGGUUAAACUCGAAUAAAUUAUGCUCUUUUUAAAUAAAAGUAAAAAUCAGCGAUAAAAGGCUUGGUAUACGUGUUAUAAAGUUAUAUGAAUUUCUCGGAAAGAAACAAAUAUUCAAAAUAACGUGAAAAAAUAUUUGUGACGUAUUCGGAAUGUUGUGUCAAUUCGAAAGAUAUUUCGCUACAUUUAAUUAAAUGAGAUGAUUUCAACCUCGAAGAUAAAUCACGCUCUGGACAGUCUUCUGAUAUUGACGACAACGUGCAAUUUAGUGGAUACAAACCUACGAAUUUUGAUAGAGGUCACUGAUAAAUCAAACGUUGACAGAUCGAUCGCCUUUCAGCAAAAAAAAAAAAAAAAGGGGGGGGGGAGAGGAGAGAGAGACAUAUAACAUCUACCAAAAAUCCAUCAAAAUUUUUCCACUCGCCAAUAAAACGCAAUAAUCAUCAGCUCAGUUAAUAAGAACACUUUUCACUUAAUAAAUCAUCCGCAUUAUUUGUCCUGCGUAUCUGGAUUUUCCCAUGAGAUAAUUCGUCGCGAAGUAAAUCGCGUCACGUUAUUUGUCAUACGGAAUGAGAAAAGAGCGAGGAGGAAGAAACUAAGUGGGCGGGGAGAGAAAUGCUUUCGUCCCUUAGAUGAAAUAUUUCCGAUGACUCGUGCGAAAGCGGACAGCGCGGCACGAAGUAGAAUGAAGUGGAAUAGCACUUCAUCCCGGGUGGAUGGAUCGGCGGAGCUAUAACAGUAACCAUAACAAUGGGACUUGGAGGGUAUACCCGCGAUUUCGGGUAUCGUUUUUUUUUCCGCGCGUGUAAGGACCAUCGUCAGAAAAGGGCCAUCGUCGAGGAACAGCCGUACACAGCUACACGCCUGUGACACGUGUCGACGACUAAUAUUGUUUAGCGAGAUCCUUAAUGUCGGAAUAAAACGAAAGUCAUCAAAUCAGUUAUGUGCCGCGCGUGUUGAAAUUGAUUCACGUCCCCCGCGAUAAGAGGGCUCUUGCGAGCCUAAUUUCGAGGGCGCACGAGAUUCCUACAUGUCGCGAGACGAACCGCUCCGCCGUUCGAAGACCAUAACACACGCAUCGUCCGGGAAGUUACGCGGGCGUUUUCGUAAAUUUCCACGGGCGUGAAAUAUAUUCUCUUUGCCGUACCUACUUCUCUGAACAGCUUUAAUUUCGUUAAGAGCACUCGUGAGGCAUCUCAAUAAAUUGCCGCGGCACCCUGUGUAAACUUUUAAAGAGAAUUUUUGGGGGUGGGGAUCUGACCCUAUCGCGUGGAUCAGGCGACAGCUGAUGUAGAGCGACGCGAAAACAACGUCUCUCGUCUUUUUCUUCUCGGCGAAAAUAGAGAAGAUUUAGUCACGUGCCAAACGAUCGACCUGUCGCGUCGAAGGGGAGAAAUGAAAAUUGGUCCGUAAUUAUUUAGAGACAGAAAUGCUGCGUAGCGAUCCGCUUUUAGAAAGUAUACGUUGAAAAGUAUAAUUUCAGCUUUGAGCGCUGAAAUCAUCUCUACGAAAAUCAAAGAGAAAUCCGUCGUUGUAAUACUUAAAGCUACCGACUCGUCCGAUGGGGACGGCAAAAUCGUUUCACGGCGGAGUUUCGAAAAGUCUCUACUUUCGCAUGUACAAAACUGUGUAAGCGGCGAAAGGCAAAGUGAAAAGGGCGAAAUGAAAUGCGAACGAAAAUGAAGAGAGACGGGAAUGUGCGCGUCGCUGCCAUGUCGAUAGGAUCGUUAAAAUUAACGAACACGUACUCCAGCUCCUUGAAAGUGUCGCGUGCUUCUCUCUUUCUCGUACAACGAACGGCGAGUAAGUCAUUUUCGGGAGGGUAAGUCAUCGCGUUGAGCGCGGCUAGACGGCGAAAAUAAUGUCGCAUUGAUGGAUAUCGAGACGCUGCUGUUAAUCCGGCGUUUCCAAAGACAGGUGUACAAUGCACGGCCUCCGGUACAUGACAUGCGAUUUUACGCAAAGUAUAAGGCUGGUGGGCGCGCAAAUAUCGUGACAUCAAAACGCUGGAUGUGCACCGUCACUGAGAAUGUUAAUUCGAUGCAACGUCCAGGUAUGCGUCAACGUCGAAUACAGCGGCGUGUAACGCGUUUCGUACAAAGUGUCGACUUCCCGCGGAAUGCCUUGGAGCUAGCUAAUCUUGCCGCGGGUUUACGUAAUAAACAGUCAUCUAUUAGCGGCUUAUAUAGUCACGUCGACUUAAUAAUCUGCACGCGACCUCCUUGAAACGUAAUUCGCAUGCGUGAAUACGUUUAGUCAAAUUUUCCCAUUCGACGCAUACGAACGGUGUGUAGCGCAAAGAGCGAUAUAAUUUAUGUUGCUCGUUAAAAAUUCCGGCGCUCUACCGGGACAUUCUCAUCGCGGGUAAUGCUUUCGCAAUAUCAAUAAAAGCGGAGUCUCUUCGCGGUAUAACGUAUUUACGGUAAAAUCCCGUCGAGUUAUGAAUACAGUAACCUACGAGCACGAUGAAGAUUACAAUAAUUUACAAUUAUUUUACAUAAACGCGAGAUUCGGGUAUCUACUCGCGGCGCGAGUAGUUAAAGAUAAACAUCCUAUGAAUAUGUACCUGUACAAGCACUAUUGCACAGAAAUUUAUUAUUAAUAAUCUUUAAUGUGUCAUAUAAAAAUUUAAUUGUCAUCUUUGAAUAUUUUAAAAUAUUAACAAGGCAGGAUACUUGAAAUAUUAUAAAAAUUCAUGUUAUGUAUAAAAAUAAAUUUGUUGCAACUAGAUUGGAGUUUAUAUUUUGAUGUUCUUAGAAGUUUUUAGCUUAGAAGAAACAUGUAUUUGUCAAAAUGAGAUUUUUUGUAUUUUGUAAAUAACAUAUACAUAUACUGAAAAAAAAGUUGUCAACUUGAUUAAUAUUUUCAAUAUUAAUCAAAAUCAAAUAAUUUCAACUCGAUUAAAUUUUUUCAGUACAAGUAUUUACGUAUUGACUUAAAUACAUAAAUUACUUGAAGUGAAGAAUAUUUAACUUAAAUACAUAAAUAUUUAAUUCAAAAAAAUUUAAUUGAGAUAAAAAAUGUAGUCAAUAUUUUUUCAGUCAGUGUAGGACUGACUUGCAUUAUUAUAGAACAAGUAUUUAGGACAUUAACGAUUAAAUUUUUAAUUGUUUGGACAUUGGUUCGUUCAGAUGCUUUAAAAGUUUUUAUUAUUUUCGGAAUAAUUUAAAAAUUCUCUUCGUAUUUGUGUAUGUUAAUAAUAACAUGAAUUUGUACUUCGUAUUUCAAUUAAUUAUAUAAUUAGAUCGUUUUAUAUAGCGUGAAUUUUCAGCAAAAAUUCAACAAUCUUUCCUCUGCACCGUUACACGUUAUUGAAACAUUUACCUUGCUGCAAGAUUUACUGCAUCUCUAAUACAUCUAUCAAGAGUAACGACAUAAAUCGCGUUUUUGAAUUACGCUCUUAGGGCCAAUAUCGAGCACCCUUUGCGUGGCCAACUGAUUUUUAUCACCGCAUACGUUACACCGCCAAUUUCUUAUAAUACUCAUAGACGGGGUUGGGCCGUGCUCUCUCGAAAACCUAACGACCCGUGCGCGUAAAACGAGACUGCCGUUGCCCAUAGGCCGGGGAUCCCUGCGAAUUAGGGUGCAUGCGGCCGAGGAAAAUGUAUGUGCACGUGUGACGAUAUAUACUAUAUAUAUAUAUGUCAGGUCGCGCGGUGAUGAAUAUGGUUGUAUUACGGGGAAAGGUCUGCCUUCUUUAUCGCCACAUUACAUGUUCGCAUUUAUCUGCGUUUACCCCGCCCACGAUCGAGUUCGGGAACGUCGAUUCCGACGUUCGGGUCCGAGAACACCUGAAUGACUUACAUUUCUUUCCUUCGCUGAGCGUUACGUUAAAGAAUGACGAGGGAAAUUAUGGCGGCAAAUACCCCGCGACUUUCUGAAAUGGUCUGGCGCGAACUCAAGAUAUUUCGAGAGAAAUAAAGGAAAAGCGCGCGCGCACACAAGUGUACGAGCAGAGAACGCGAAGAAUGUGUGCGAAGAAACUUGUAUUUAAUAUUAACGUCGUCAAACAAAACUGCACACCGGAAAUUGUGCAUCUGAAAUUCCAAAUAUCCGAGAAUAUAAGCUUUAGAACUUUAUUCCGAAUCCGCGGCAAAAUAAACGAUAAAUAUAUCGAUUCGGUGGUAAUUUAAGAUUGCCUCCGCGUAGAGGAGAGAACCGCGACGUUAAAGGCCGUUGGCUGGCUACUUCUUUCAACGAUUCGACACAAAGCACUCGGCAUUGCGCGCACCAUGCAGCUAAAAGCAUUCCACAAGGGCGAAACGCGCGCGAAGGGAAGCGACCAGUGUAUGUAGGUUAAAAUCUGUUGAUGUACAGCUCACACGUGGGAUCACCUUUUCCUUCGUCCACGUAACAUCGUCUACCCUCCUGUCUCCUCUCGCGUACGCGCGAUUCUUUUUGUUUCUUUUCUCUCUCUCUCUCUCUCUCUCUUUUCGUCUUCGGCUUCUCGCGCCUCUGAAACGACGGGAACCAAAUGGUGGGGUUAAUGCGCGCACACGCCACGGGGUGUCGACCAAUUUCCGGGUUCAACUAAUGCACUUAUCAGACGGCCAGAAAGGAUCCCGAGAGGAAGGCCCGUGGGGAGGAAAAAUAAUUGAGACGUCCCUCUCUCGUCACGGCCGGAGAAAGCGACGCGGUUGGCGAGGAAGGAGGACGCGGCGCGCGCGGUAAAAAGCAAAACGAAUUUUAACCUUCUAUAAUCACGAGCGUACGCAUCCUAAUUCGGCAAUGAGGUACGCCCAACAGAGAGAUUGCUGACGGAUCAACAGAGUUGCGAACUCUCGUCCCCGGUAAUUGGAAAGUAUCCAGUGGAGACGACACCCCCGGUAGCAUCCCCUUCGCUCUCGAACAACCUCAGCCGGGAAUUAAUCUUUCAUUCGUGUCGUAAACGCGUUCGUAAACUUUGGCUUAACCCUCUCCUUGCUCACCCUUUUUUUUUACCUACGCGCUGAAAGUGUGCGACGCGAGUUUCACGCUGAAAGUUGAGAUAAAGAGCUCGCAGAGCCAGUGAUGUGGGAUCUCGAGAGCUACCGCCUAAUGAAUUAGCUUACCGAAUUAGACAGUCAUGAUCACGGGACAUUUGACCGACGCACCUGUCAUCGCGACGAUCGUUCAAAGACGCCUCCGUUUAAUUGGUCCUUCCCGAUAAAGAGCUCAAAGAACGCGAGGCGCGAAGAAAUUGGGAGGAGAAUGCAGCUGUCGCGUGGGCGCGUUACGACGCAUAUACAUAAUAUUUCUUUGAGACGCGCCGUCGUAAUUAGAUUCCGUCGCAGAGAACGGCCCAAAGAGCAAUUACGGAAGGCAUCGUCGAUGUCGCUACGCUACACGCGCGGCAACCCGAAUCCUUAAGCCUCAUCUGCGCUUUGAUCGAGUUUCGGCGGCAGGAAUCGGAUAAGGCAGGAGGUUGAGAACACAGAGAGGCGUUGUGUGUGUGAGUGUAUUAUGCCUCGAAGAUCCGCGACGCUCUCGAACGCGAAUGUGUGCUAAGCGGAAACCGGAAUGCGAGCGAGAUAUUUUUACGACGCGGCGAUAUGUGCUUUCGCCGCUUUGCGCUCGUUAAGUACCGACCGGCGAUCGGCGACGAAAUGCGAUUUCAAAUGCUCGCGAGCAUUUGUGUCAUCCGAUACGCGAUCUGCGUCAAUAAUUAUACGGACGCGAAUUGGAUUCGUGGCAGUUUCCUAUGUACGUCAUCGUUAAGGACAAACUAUAAUCGAGUUGCGAGAGAAUCUGUGAGAUUUCGCGAGAUACUUUUAGCGAGUCCGUGUCGCCUUAUCCUGACGAUGCGGCGACUAUCCGAAUCUAUUCCGAGCGUGAUCACGAAGGGUCGUUUCGUGCAAGUACCAAAGAUGCAACAUGAUACCGUGAACUCCUCCAGCGGGCUCUCGGCGGGCGGCCGACGAUGCUGAACGCCGAGGUGUGACGCAGUGAUACCGAGAGGAGACGUCACCGGCGCGGCGCGGCGCGGCGGCGGUCGCGACGACGGUUGCCGCGCUGAAUUUCUCGGAUUACAUAAACCUAAAUAAUCUCGUGAGUCAUUCUAAUUUUGUCCGGUGGGGUUGCACCGCUUUCCACUGAUCGUCUCCCCGGCCCCUCUACCUAUCUACAUGUUCUUAUAAUCCUCCCUCCUUUGCGCAUUUUCAGCCUUCAUCCCGCCAUUCCCGCCCCGCCGGCUGCGUCUGGCGCACAAAUAGCCGCGACGCGUGUGUCGUGUCUCUCGCACACACGAUGGCCCACUUUUCCACGUGGGUCCUGAAAUUAGAGAGCGCCCGCAACGGGAGCGCCGCGUUCGCCUAUUCAUUUUCGUCGUGGCCAACGCGCUGAUUUCCUGACAUCCUUCCCAAAUGGCACGCUCGGUAGUAUCUAAUUAAAAGCUCCCUAGAUAGCGACGGAAUGGAGAAACUUUCGCGCCUUUUGUUCCCGCGUCGGCGGGACGUGCGUGAGAUAUCAACAAUUGUGUCCCUGCGUGCAUUUUACGCGACACGCUGUUAUUACAUAGAUGCUGCGGUUCGAAAAAAGUUUACCAUACGGGUAUUUCCGACCGUGGGAGAGAAAGAGAGAGUGAGAAAGAAAGAAGGGGGAGGAGCGUAAUACGUUUCCGAUUCACGGUGCUCGACCUUCGAAACAGGCGAAAUAUUGAAUGAAUUAAGUUAAUUAGGGAAGAUUACCGUUCGUUACGCAAGGCGACACAAUGUUACCGAAGAUUGCAACAAUGUUACUCCGUCUCCGUGUAUUUUUGACCAUGGCCGACAUGAGCUUCCCACUUCCGGCGUGAAACAAUCGUUGGGAAAAAGGUGAUUUUUGGCUUUGUGCACGAGAGAGAGAGAGAGAGAGAGAGAGAGAGAGGCUACGGGCGGAAAAUAAACAGUGAAACGUCCGUGCACGCCAUAUCGCGUGUGUCGAUGCAAAAAUGCGGCGGCGCGAUGACUGGCCGACGCUGAAUGCAUUCCACGAUUUAGCGAUAAUGCAACCGGCCAUAUUUCGUCCGAUAUUACAAUUGCGUCGGCGUAGCCGUGGGAUUCACUAGCUGUCCCAGAUAUAUCCCAUUCACGGUCCAUUUUCACGAGACAACGACGAUCAACCACGUGUCACGGCCUCGUGUGCGAGGUCGCAAGUAAUGGGAAUCGUUACGCUUUAGCUGCAACUUCGGCGCAGCCAGGGCCGCGAAGCAACCGGUCGUGAAAAAAAAAAAAAAAAAAAAAUAAAACGGAGAAGCAGUCAGAUUGAAGACUCGUUUCAACGUCGAUUAACUUUAACCUUACAACCAUCGAAUCAAACUCUACAUUUUUUUUUAACAAGUUGAAAGAGAGAAGAAGUAAAGUGGAGUUAUGAGUUAAAACUAAACGAGGUCAAUGAAAUCGUGCAAUAAAUUGCGCUAUCAAACUCGGAAUUACCAAACUGCAGUCUAAAUCGUAAUCUAGAUUAUAAGAGAAAGAAAAUUUAGCUCUUCAGACAUAGCUGUUAGUUGACGUUCGCAAAUUAUUCAUUUCUUUUUUUUUUUAAGUAGAUCGCUGAGAUGCUUCAACAAAAAAAUUAAUUUAAAACGAAUACAACGGAAAUGAGCUAAAUUACACUUUUACAAACGAACGGUUACAAAUACAUCCCUGACGCGUCUUAUCAGAUUUAGGCAUCGGUAUAAAAGUACUGACCCGAUGCGGUUUGCGGGGAAAUCGUCAAACAGUCGCGUGCAACGAUGACGAGAGCGACGUUAGUUGUGAUUUUAAUACUCUUUUCGGUCUUCAGCGUGAGUUUUGUCGACUCCUUGCUGGUACACGAGAGCGUGGGAAAAUUUCUGCGGACCUUCGGCGGCACAGUUAAACAAGUGAAGAUACCCGAUUUGCUGAAUCAGGUGUGCAAUCAGUCGCAGGGAUCCAACGCGACGCUACGUGACGCUUGUUACGGUUGCUUCUACCGUGCCAGCGUCUUACCGCAGGGUUAUCCCAUGCUAGUAUCCAUGUCCAUGUGCGCCAACACUUAUCUCAACAACACCAGCUACGGCCACUGUCAGGCCUAUUUGCGAAAUGUGACCAGCGUGCCCAAUGGACGGAGUCCUUCGUUAAUAUACUGCUCGUUCUUAGAAUGCAUUCGUCAAGUCAAUAAGAACACUUUGCUCGGGGAAUGCGUUCGCGAAGCCGCAACAGUGUUUCCUAGCAUCGACAACACCUACGUCAACUUAACGGACGCGCAGCUCGCGCAAUUGUUCCUCAACAUCACCGUGUGCGUGCUGGCAAAGACCCGUUGCUCCUACAUGAAUCCGGUGACCGGUGAGCUGCAGGAGGACGACAUCGUCAACAAGUUACAGCUACCCUCGUUGAACGCCAUUCUCGUCAACACCGACUUCGACAUCACCAUCCUGCAAAUGCCGUUCCGUCACAGCAGCGUCGACGUGUGCGCCAAAUAUAGAAACGUUGAACAGGCGACUUGGCCCGGUGUCGCGUGUUAAUUUACAAACAGAUAUUAUCGAGCCAAGGGGCAGCAUCCACGAUGUUCAAUGACGCGCGGGAUGGUUUCACCGAGCGACCGUUGCAGAAUGAGAUUACCGUGUGACAUUGUCCGCAAUAAAGAUUUGUUUCCGUUGGCGCCAACAUUUCGAUCAUUUCUACCUCUUGAUUUUCACGGCUAUUAAUAUGCUGCAUAACGCACGGAGAUUAUGCGGCACGUGCCAGGCAACAACGCAUCCGCAUUCCCUUGAAAGCUGUCCUAUAUUCUGGUUCGCGAGAAAAACAAAGUGUUACGAAAUCAGAAAAGAGGCCGACGAUUGUAACGCACUGCUUUGCUCAAUAACGUCGCGGUGAUCAGAUAACAUAAAAAGAUGCUAAGGUAAAUGUGUCCCAAAGAUCAUAUCUCUGUACCCGGACACUUAUACGAAAACUUGUAUUAUUAAACUUAAAUAUAUUUUUGAUAAUAAAAUAAUAUUUAUUUUAAAUCUUAAAUG